AUGUCCCAGAACAGAGGCUUCCAACAGCCAGCAGCUCCACCCGAUGGAAAUUUAUCAUCAUCCUCUCAACAAGGCUUAGCAUCAUUUCUCCACCCAACAUCCAGUAAUGGCAAUUCUUUCACCACUUCAAUAGGCUUAUCCUCCUUCCUUUUGAAUCCUCCAUCCCAACAUGUAUCUGCAAGCCAUAGAGGUCCUCUCCAUAUUUCUUCCGCUACAGCACCAUCGAUUCAUCCCAUAGCCAUUUCCGCUUCUCCUCUCUCGGCAGCUUCAUCUCAACAACUACCAUCCUCAUCAUCAUCAUUACCCUCUCUCCUCACAACACCCUUUCCUACCGCUACCAUUCACACUUCCAUUCCUCCAACUCAUUUCCUUACUGGAAUGCCACCAACCUCAUCUUCAAAUAGCUCAAAUAUUAAUACAGACCUCAUGUCAAAGAAGCGAAAAACUCCCUCAGCGACAUCCCGAGCAGCCAUUAAUGAUGACGACGACGAAGAAGACGAUGACACUCACAAGAUUGAAAUUGAUGACACAGCCGAUGAAACAACAAGUGAAUUCACUCCAACUAAAGCAAUGAACACCUUGAAUGAAAUGACAAGUACCCCUCAAAGCGAUGUCAAACGAAGGAAAGGUUCGGAUGGUACCACCUCUUCUGUGACAACAACAGCUUCAAACACUCAAAAAGGAUGUAAUUGUAAAAAAACUGGAUGCUUGAAACGAUACUGUGAAUGUUUUCAGAACAACAAACGAUGUACAGAUAAGUGUCGUUGUCAGGGUUGCAAGAAUUAUGACGGAUGUGCUGAUUUGUGUCGAGUGUUGGAGAAACAAUCAAAAUCUGGAACUAGCUCCACAGCAAGCAAUCAGAGAAAAGUCAACUCUCAAAAGAGAAAACAAACACAGAGUCAAACUAGUAGUAGCUCGUCGAUGGGAAGUGGUGUCACCUCGGCCAAUACAUCUUCUCGACAACAGUCUUCACAAAUUGGCAGCCCCUCAAUAUUGGGAGGUGGAGGAAUUAUUAUGGCGCAUGGAACGGUACCAUCAUUUGCUCAUCCCUAUCAACAUCCACCCAUGAAUACGGAUCAAAUCUCGGCCUCAUUAUAUCAACAUCCUUUAAGCUGUCUCUUUGGUGAGGAGAGUGUUGUGGAAUUGUGCAAGAGACUGGUGAUUGCCUCAGUUCAACAAGAGCAAAUCUUUAAAGAUGAGUGGGCAAGCAAGUCCAGUGAUACUGCUAGUGGUGGCUCAUUGUUGUCACCUGCUCUCACCUCUCCCAAGAAUAGCUCCAAGAGCAACACUGACAAUUUUCUUCUAUGUGACGAGGAUGACGCUACCAAUUCUGCCAUGAACCUCAAUCAAGCACAAGCUCUGCAAUCUCCACGAAAGGUCUAUCCAAAAGGUUUUGAGAACGGUCUCAUCAACUCUAUCAACACUCGUGUCGUGCAAGAGUUCAAACAUUUCCUUACUCAGCAGCCUUACAAUCAGCAAACAGCAGAUCAGCAAGAGUAA
Molecule: messenger RNA, 1500 nt
Organism: Naegleria lovaniensis
Lineage: Eukaryota; Heterolobosea; Eutetramitea; Acrasida; Naegleriidae
Exons: 1
Coding region: 1-1500 (499 amino acids)
Biological process (GO): regulation of DNA-templated transcription
Cellular component (GO): nucleus
Source: RefSeq, a predicted model, not a curated record